AUGAUCAAUGACAACGACUUUAAGCGGAUGAGUCUUUCAGCAGUAAGCAGUGUCGAGCCAUUGAACUCGGCGAGUCCUUCCAAGCGCACACUGUUUCUCAGUCUUGGUUGGCUUCAAGAAAGUUGGGAAAGUCCACUCCCUUGGCAAACACCAGCAGUCCGACGACGUAUACUAUUGGAGCUUCUCACGCACGAUUUAGCAAACAUAUACCAAUACACAAGGCCCGAGUAUCUACAUGUUAAGAAGAAUCAGAAUCAUCCUCCGCCUAAGGCACUCAUAGAAGGAAUUGCGAAAUUUGUGACUCUUCAGGCCGAUCUAGCGUGGCAGGGAGUCAAGACGCCAGAUUUACUUGGAGAUCUGCCUGAUUUGUGGGAUAAAGAUUCUGAGCACACGGCGUACUUUUUGCUUUGGAUUGAAAAUGUGAAGUAUGGAAAGGGAUCAAUUGCCCGUCUGAACGAUAAAAUCUCAAAGGAUUAUUACUGGGGAAGAGAGAAAGAUCGCUGGCUAAAAGGUCAGGAGAAUAAUGGAUUUGGGUUUUGGAAUGACCUUUUUGGAAUGAACGCCGAUUCCCUUUGGGAAGAGUAUGUUUCCUAUGUUGACAAGGAAGGUUAUUUGAGUCCCUUAAAGUGGGCUUCAUAUUCGAUUCAAUCAAUCACGACAUCACCUCAAGAUACUUUUAGAUGGCUUCGGCGAAUCUUCUCUACGAUCUGGAGGAAGUUUAGCUAUUGGAAACGGUUCACAUUUACCGUGCUUCAUCUUGUGUUCAGGCGCAGCUCCGGCUAUAUGGCCAUGCUCAUUUUGCCGCUUUUUUUCACUGCCAUCACCUUGCCUGUUUAUAAGUUGGCAUACGAUCGCAUUCGCAGGUCGAGACCUCGUGUCGGUGCCUCAAUAUCGGCAUUCUCUGGUGGCGUAUCCUUGUUAACCUCUGGUUUGUUUCGGGGAUGGCAUGGUGUGAGGCUACUCGCUUCCGGCAUGUUGGUGUUGAAGUUCAGGCUCUGGUAUCUUGCCCAAAGGGAGUUACGCUUCUCUAACUCCUCUCCUGAGUCUGGCCCUCCCCUCUCACCUCGCAAUGCUUCUGAACCAUCAUCUCCUUCUUCUUCGAUGCCUACACCAACGAUCCCUCGAGGUCGACAGAUACGUUCUUCUUCUCCACCCUCAUCCCCAUCUGCUGGACCUUCGCCUAUCAUUACCCUUCCACCUUCGCCAGGCCCUGACCUUACCCCUUCACCCACUGGUUAUUACCCUGAUCUCCCUGUCCCCAGCUCAGAGCCCUCUUCAUGGGACUACGACACCUAUUACCGAUCACCGUCUCCUCCGAGCAAGGUCGUCGUUCUUCGAGACAAAGAGGUACAUUUACUAGAUCCAGAGGAACAGCAGGAGGAAGAGCAGGAUGAUGAAUACCGGAUAGAAGAAAUUCUGCGAUCUCGGAAGUAUGGAAAGAAACUGAAAUAUCGCGUGAAAUGGUAUGGCAAGCCUGCAGAUCAGAAAUGGUAUGAUGCCGGAGAUCUUCGAUAUCAGCCACACAUGCUGCAAGAUUUCCAUGCAGCGAAUCCUGAUCAGGUGGGGCCUCCGGUGCGAUUGUUGGAUUGGCUUCAUGCUGCUGAGAAUGGUGUGGAGCCUCGAACUCACCCCGACGAUAAUAUGGCCCGCAAAUAA
This is a messenger RNA of Penicillium cosmopolitanum, 1656 nucleotides long. RefSeq lists its product as uncharacterized. The transcript has 2 exons. Bases 1 to 1656 code for a protein of 551 amino acids. The record is from RefSeq and is a predicted model, not a curated record. Lineage: Eukaryota; Fungi; Ascomycota; Eurotiomycetes; Eurotiales; Aspergillaceae.